AUGAGUCUACGUCUAUCUUCGCUCGACCCAAACGAGCCCCGGGCACUCAAAGAUUGUCGAACGUGUAAUAGGCGCAGAAUACGCUGUGAUCGAUCGCUGCCAACGUGUAAGAAGUGCGCCCUCAAGGACCUGUCCUGCCCAGGCUAUGGCUUGAGGAUUCAGUUCGGUCAGGGCGUGGCAAGUCGAGGCAAACUGACGGGCAAAACGCUGCCUGUCCUUGAACCAGCACCGCCGCCGCCCGCUGUCUACACCAAGGACAGUCCCAAAAGCGUCACCCCGGGAGAAUCCUCAGAUUCACGAGAUGAUGGCCUCGACGCAUCCCUGCUAGCACGGCACGAACCAAUCGCCGUGCCACCUGCCCUGCGCAACGCAUUCCAGCCCAGCUUCGACGAGACCACUCUCCACAAUCCCUUUGCGCUAAAUCUCGAUCCGUCGUCGUAUGCUCUGCCCCAUUAUCUACAGGGCAGGCCGGUCAGAGAGCUCAUUCACUAUUACGACCAUGUGGUGGCCACCGUCAUGCCCUGGGUCGAUGGGCCGGAGAACCCGUGGCGGACUCUGAUGCUUCCUCUUGCCAUGAAUUCGCCCUCGCUGCUUCUCGCUGUCCUGGCACUUUCGGCCGAGCAUUACAGUACCAGAUCAGCCUCAACCUGGCCCAUGAACGAGGGGUUUGUCUCCAGUGACUAUCGAGACAAGAGCCUGGAGCUCCUCGCUAACGAUCUGCGGACAGAGGUGUCGGAACAUGCAAGCGUCGCGCGUCACGCUCGAGCCAGCGGCAUACUGGCCACCAUCCUGGUCCUCUGCAAUUUGGAGAUGAUUCGGUGCGACUCGGCUAGAUGGCAUGUCCAUUGGAAAGCUGCGAGGACGAUUACUCGGCGCUGGACAGCCCCCCAGCUGGCCUCCACCGUUCUCGACGAUACGUGUCGCUUUCUGGUCAAAGAAGCCUUCGUCUACGAUGUCUUUGGCUCCUCCACCACGUUUGAUGACGACGACCAAAUCCCUGGGUCCGUCUUGGCCGAACAGGACGCCCACGUCUUUACGGAUUGGCUGCAACUGGUCCAAGAAGUGACCUGUGCCGAAAGGCGUCGCCACCGCGGUGCACCGCACAUCCAGCCCCCGCUAGACCUGGCCAACAUGCGGGUCUUGCAAGAGAGGUUCGACUACGCACGGAAUCGAUCUCUGGAGUUCAGCAAGAGUCUUGACUUUGGCACACCAGGUCUGCAUAGCGACUUUGCAGUGCUGGUGGAUAUAUUCCACUACGCUGGACUUGCAUAUAGCUUCCAAGCUCUCCUGGACCCCCAGGAUUUUGCUCCAGCCAUAGAGACCUGCGUCAGCGGUGUCAUCACCAGAAUCGCCGAGAUCCAGAACAAGGACGCGUACCAGCACGACCUGGUAUGGCCUCUGUUCGUCGUCGGGACACAAAGCAGGUUCAACAAGAACACACAAGCGUUUGCCGAUGCUAGGCUCCUGGAGGUGAUGCAGUCGACGGGGUUCUCCAAUUGUUACCCAGCGCUAGAGUUUCUGCGGCGCUUUUGGAAGAGCGACCCCAAUAUAGCGGUGGACUGGUUGCAGUUCGCCCGACAGGAAUCAAGCCAGGGACUGACUUUCCUGGUGAUAUGA
This is a messenger RNA of Fonsecaea multimorphosa CBS 102226, 1617 nucleotides long. RefSeq lists its product as uncharacterized. Lineage: Eukaryota; Fungi; Ascomycota; Eurotiomycetes; Chaetothyriales; Herpotrichiellaceae. Bases 1 to 1617 code for a protein of 538 amino acids. The transcript has 2 exons. Gene Ontology annotation, cellular component: nucleus. Gene Ontology annotation, molecular function: DNA-binding transcription factor activity, RNA polymerase II-specific; zinc ion binding; transcription cis-regulatory region binding. Gene Ontology annotation, biological process: positive regulation of transcription by RNA polymerase II. The record is from RefSeq and is a predicted model, not a curated record.